AUGGGAGCACAAGUCAGCAAAAUUGAAGAUACUAUUCAUGAUACUUAUAGAAAGACAUGGCCACAAGCUUGGUAUUUAGCUCCGUCAUUUCUUGCAUCACUCGGUGCUUUAGGUUAUGUUGGAUAUGCCUUAUUACAGAAUAAACCUGUUUCAUCAUCUCCUAAUGUUUCAUUUUUACAUCUUAUUGGUGUUGCUGGUGGAUUUGGUAUUAGUUUUUGGAUGACAACUGUUCAUGGUCGUGCUGUUCAACGUAUGUUAACACGUCAAGAAUUUGCAACAGUACAAUCACAUCUAUCCGAUGUUUAUUUUUCGUCAUCAGCUGUUUUAGCUAGUAUAAG
Molecule: messenger RNA, 338 nt
Organism: Rotaria sp. Silwood2
Lineage: Eukaryota; Metazoa; Rotifera; Eurotatoria; Philodinida; Philodinidae
Source: the annotation of a GenBank genome assembly